Molecule: messenger RNA, 7448 nt
Organism: Phyllotreta striolata
Lineage: Eukaryota; Metazoa; Arthropoda; Insecta; Coleoptera; Chrysomelidae
Source: the annotation of a GenBank genome assembly
AUGUCAACAGAAACUGCCAAUCUAGCUCAAAUCCAAGAUGAAGAUGUUCUUCGAAAGAUGUGGGCGGACGCCGACGAUUUCGGCAGAAAGAAAGAGAUCCGGACUCACAUGUACAAGCUGCGCGAGGAACGCUUGAAGGAAUUCUAUCGCAGCGCCGAAUCGAACGAGACGAAAACGACGUCGACGUCGGCGUCGACCAAAGCGACGUCCCAGAAGACGACCCAGCAGGAUUCCAUGCACGCCGACGCUUUGGUCGAUCAGAGCUUCGCCAGCUUCAAGAGCAAAGAGGUCAGGGAUUCGGAAUCACCCACCAGGGAUAUACAAUACAAAUUGCCGGAGACCAACGAAUGGCAAACGUCGAUCAGACAAGAGACCAGCCCGGACGGCAGGACCAAAACCGUGGAGGCCACGGCCGGCGUGGAGGGUACCCAAAAAAUCGACGGCGGCCGUGUGGAUUUCGCCGCCAAAACCGCCCGGAUCUCCUCCUCCUACCAAGACGGCAACACCAAAUCCUCCAAGAACGUCUACGCAGCCUCCGAGUCGGCCGUGACGAGGAGCGAACCGCUGGAGAAGGUGGUCACCGAGACCGAAACGUUGCCCGACGGCACCGUCGUCACGACUACUAGAUACAGCGCGUCGGCCGGCGCCAGCAGCAAGAGUACCAGCAGCACCAAGGUGGUACAAUCUAGUACUACUCAAUACGAAGAGGACGGGGGCCAGUACGGUAGGGCUAUUGAAGAGCAAACCAAGAGAAGUAGAGAUUUAGUUGAAGAAAAUGAAGGUAACAAAAUGUCGCAUAUCAUCAGAACUUCUACCGAAGAUAGAGACAUUGCUGGCGCUAGGAAAACUACAACAAGCGAGUUUCCGGCGCAAAUUGUAGAGGAAACUCGCUUUAGAACUAAGAGUCCCUUAAAAGAGGAUUCUAAGUAUACUAAACAUUCUGCGAUAAGCGAGUUUUCCACUCAAAAGAACGAGGAAAUUCGAACCAAAACUUCCAGUCACCAUCAAAAAGAAGAAUCCUCUACCAGGAAAUCCACAAUAAACGAGUUUCCCGUUCAAAACAAAGAGGAAACUUACAUUAUAACUAAGAGUCCGCAAAAAUACGAUUCAAAGUGCACCAAACAAACUGAGUUUUCCACUCAGAAGAACCAAGAAAUUCUCUACCAUCAAAAAGACGAUACAACAACCAAGAAAACCGCAACAAGCGAAUUUCCCGCUCAAAAGAAAGAGGAAACUCCCACCAGAUCUAAGAGUCCCCAAAAGGAGGAUUCCAAGUACACUAAACACACUGCUGUAAGCGAAUUUUCCACUCAAAAGAACGAGGAAAUUCAAUCUAAAACUACCACUCACCAUAAAGAAGACGCAACUACCAAGAAAACAACAAUAAGCGAGUUUCCGGCUCAAAAGAAAGAGGAAACUCCCACCAGGGCUAAGAGUCCCCAAAAAGAGGAUUCCAAAUACACUAAACAUACUACAAUAAGCGAAUUUCCCGCUCAAAAGAAAGAUGAAACCCCCACCAGAACCAGGAGCCCCCAAAAAGCCGACACCACCUACAGAUCGGAUUACACCAACAGAAAAAUCAGCGUGGAAAUGAGCGCAGCUCACGACAAAUUCGCGCGCUCGCUGCGCACCGUCUCCCCCGAUCGCGUCGCCAGGAAACCCUCCUCCUCGUCGCCGGAGAGGUCCAGGCACUUCUCCAGGUUCACCAGCAACGAAACGAUCACCAUCUGCGGCGCCGAUGAGGACGAGGAAGCGGCGAAAUCGAGGAGGAAGAUCACCGACAGGUCGCCGUCUUCGCCGCUGGAGGAGCGGAGGCCGAGCGAGGUGAGGAGGAGCGGGAGCUUCAGGAGCCCCUCGCCGACGAAGAGGGUGCUCAAGAGGACGGAUACCUACGAGGAGAGGUGCAGGGAGAUCUUGGGCAUCGUGGGGCAGAGCGACAGGAGGGGUAGCUUGGAGCGAGCUGGAAAGAGGGGUUCUUUCAGGAAGCAGAGGGACGAUGCUGGAUCUCCUACGAAGAACCAAGGUGGUUCUAAAGAGACAGCGUUUGUGGCUGAUAAAACUAAGGAAAUCACCGAGUUUCCUUCGCAAAGGCGGUUUUCUUCAAAGGAAAAUGUAACCACGGCUACAGUGGAGUAUGUGGAUGAUGUUAAAACCGUUAGUAAAGAUGAUAAAUCCAGGAAAAUAACCGAAUUUCCUUCGCAAAAACGGACUUCCAGCGAAAAUGUAACUGAAGUUUCUUCGCGAACGCGAUUUUCCAACGAAGAAAACGUCAAUAGGGAAGAUACUGAAGAUCGAAACGAUGUUCAGAGACAGGAAAUAACCGAAUUUCCUUCACAAAAGCGAUUUUCUUCAAAAGAAACCAUCACUACAGAAGAUUCGACUACGAGGGAUGUUCAGAGACAGAAAAUAACCAAAUUUCCAUCACAAAGAAAGGAAGAAAAUGUAACUACAACUACAGUGGAGAUUGUAGAUGAUAUUAAAGGUGUCGCUAAAGAUGAUAAAUCACGGAAAAUAACUGAAUUUCCGUCGCAAAAGCGAUUUUCUUCAAAAGAAACCAUCACUACAGAAGAUUCGACUACGAAGGAUGUUCAGAAACAGAAAAUAACCAAAUUUCCUUCACAAAGAAAGGAAGAAAGUGAAACUACAACUACGGUGGAGAUUGUAGAAGAUUUUAAAGGUAUCGCUAAAGAUGAUAAAUCACGGAAAAUAACCGAAUUUCCUUCGCAAAAGCGUUUUUCCUCAAAAGAAACAAUCACUAAAGAAGAUGUAACAACUACGAAGGAUGUUCAGAAACAGAAAAUAACCGAAAUUCCUUCACAAAAACGUAUUUCUUCGAAAGAAAUCCUAACCACAACUACAGUGGAGUUUGUAGAUGAUGUAAAAAGUGUUAAAAAAGAUGAUAAAUCUCGAAAAAUAACCGAAUUUCCGUCACAAAAGCGUCUUCCAUCGAAGGAAAUUCUGACCACAACUACAUCAGAUUUAAUUUCUCAACAGGCUGAGACUGUUAGAGACGUUCAAAAGCAGAAAAUAAAGGAAUUUCCUUCGCAAAAACGUUACUCGCCCAAAGAAAACGUAACUAUCGAGUCUACCGGAGGCUUGCAACAGCAGAAAGUAACGGAAUUUUCGCAGCAAAAGAGAUUUUCAUCGAAGGAAAACGUGAUCACAACGGAGGAUAAGUCCAAAACCGGCAGGAGAAUAACCGAAUUCCCAUCGCAAAAGCGUUUCCCUUCCAAAGAAACCACUACAAAUACCGAAGAAGCGAUCAAAAAAACCAAAAAAGAGCCCACCCCUUCGAAACUGUCGGAGCUUCCAUCGCAAAAACCCAAAAAUACCAAGCCCAAAAUCGAUAAACCGGCCACCAAACGACCGGAUUUAACCGAAUUUCCCGCCCAAAAACGACCCCAAUCCAAGGAAUCCCCCAAACCCCAAACGAACGAAACUACCACCAACAGAACCAGAAUCGAAGAACCCAAAAAACCGAAAAAACCCGACACCAACAGCAAAUUCAUAAAGGCGGAAAAAGGCCAACCGACCGACCCAAAACCCACCAAAAAACCCACCACCACCUCCGAAGAAUUCAUCAAAAGAGAACAACAAUCCACACCAGCCGAGGAACCCCAACGCACCGCGAAAUUCGAACCGAUCAACUACUCCGGCCGAACCCCCGUAGAAGAACCCGUUUGCAUCAAACGAAUCAUCAACACCACAUGCCCCGAAGACGAGCACCACAAGCACCGCAAGAGCACCAAACCCGACCACAUCGUCGUCGACCUCAAGCGCUCCAAAUCCUCCAGAGAACCCACCCCUAACGGCGUCUACCCCGUACCGUCCUCGUCCCCGGAGAACCAGCUACCGAGGCUACCCGACGAGAUCCUCGAACCCGACGACGUCACCGCCAAACCCGCCAAGUUAUCGGAGGUACCGCUCGUCGAGCAAGACGACUUCGAUCAGAUCACCGAGAUCGUCGAUCACCAGGUGAUCACCAAGCGCGACAGAGUCGACAAAACCGACGAGAGCCUGUUCAGUUUGAACAAGAAAAUCGACCUCUUCUCCAGAACCCACCAGAAACCCGCUCCGAAGGACGUCGGGGUGCCCCAAAGGGUGGACAAAUUGGGAGUGGAAGCCCCCGAUCGGCCGAAGAGCCCGCGGUGCAGGUUCAACGAGGACCUGGAGAAGCCGGUGUCGCUGGAGAAUUUGUACGAAACGACGCCGAAGAAGACCAUCCUGAGCCCGGCGGGUAGACUCAGGAGCACCGAGAGCAUCAAAAAGGCCAGGGAACUGUUCGAAAACAUGGCCAAAGAGGGAACCGCCGACGUUAGGGCGACCCGAAGAUCGAGCUGUACGAACGAAAGGGAAAGGUCCAGAUCGAACUCGCCGAAAAAAGACGGCGAAACUCCCGGCAAAGAUGGUACUCCUCAUUAUAUGCUCCCUCUGGAAAAACACAAGCAUACUCCAAAUGAACCGGCUUUCCAUCCACGAUUUCAUCACGAAGCUGUUAAAGAUAAUGAAACUCCACAUUAUAUGCUGCCUUUGGAUAAACACGACAAGCAUACUCCUAUAACUGAUUUAGAUUCUUGUGCGCAACAUCAUCAUGAAACUAUCAAAGAUAAUGAAACUCCUCAUUAUAUGCUGCCUCUCGAAAAACACAAGCAUACUACAAGUGGAUCAAAUUCUCGUCUGCAUCAUCAUCAUGAAACUAUCAAAGAUAACGAAACACCUCAUUAUAUGCUCCCUCUGGAAAAACACAAGCAUACUCCAAAUGAACCGGCUUUUCAUCCACGCUUCCAUCACGAAGCUGUUAAAGAUAAUGAAACUCCUCAUUAUAUGCUUCCAUUGGACAAACACCACGAGCAUACUCCAAUAACUGAUUUAGAUUGUUGUCCACACGCUCACCAUGAAACCAUUAAAGAUAAUGAAACUCCGCAUUAUAUGCUCCCUAUGGAAAAACACAGGCAUACGCCAAAUGAACCAGCUUUUCAUCCACGAUUUCAUCACGAAGCUGCCAAAGAUAAUGAAACUCCGCAUUAUAUGCUCCCUCUGGAGAAACACAAGCAUACGUCGAGUGGAUCCAAUUCUCGUCUGGAACAUCAUCAUGAAACUAUCAAAGAUAAUGAAACUCCGCAUUAUAUGCUCCCUCUGGAGAAACACAAGCAUACGUCGAGUGGAUCCAAUUCUCGUCUGGAACAUCAUCAUGAAACUAUCAAAGAUAAUGAAACUCCGCAUUAUAUGCUGCCUCUGGAGAAACACCACAAGCAUACUCCAGAUAACGCGACCGCUCAUCAGCAUACUCCCCGCAAAGAUUCGGAGGCUAACAAGGAAAACGAAACUCCGCAUUAUAUGCUCCCUCUGGAUAAGCGCAACAAGCCGCAUUAUAUGCAGCCCCUGGAUAGGAGCACUCAUUCUCAGAGCGAAUCGAAAUCGAACAAAUUCGGGGUGACUCUUAGGAAAACUGCGCCGAAAAGCGGCAAUUUGGCCAGCACUGACGUUAGAAUUUCCCUGCAAAAUAGAUUCGGCAAUCUGGAAACGCUGUCGCAGGAAGUGAUCGAGGAGAUAUACGAAAUUGAAGUUCUGGAGCAAUUGCUUCAAAUCGUCUACAAUUACGAAGUACGCAGGGUGAUCAGAACGCAAAUUCGCCUGGUGAGGAAACUAACAUCCGAGAAUCGCCUGGAAAUUUACGUAGAAGAGAAGAAGAGAUCGCGAAGCAUCGAAAGCGAAGAAAAAACGAACAAAACCGCGACGUACACAAGGAAAUCCAGCCCGGAGCGAACCCCCAGCCCCGCGAAGAGCGAUUCUUCCGCCAGGAGCGCCUUCGUCGCGAAGAAAACGAAGGAAAUCGAAGCCAAAAGGACCAAGGACUCGCCUAGGAACGCCGACAAGGACGAGAGAAUCGCGAUCAGGACCAGCGAGAAGCAGGAAUAUAGGAAAACGACUCGUCAAGUUGGCACCGAUUCGAUCACCUCCAGUUAUGGAGUUGGUCCUACUGAUAAAAAUGGCGCUCCUUUAUUCGGUUUGAAGGCUUUGAGGAGCCAACGAGAGGAUAAUACCACCACCAAAGUUCAAGGUACGUUCGUCAGCGGCGAGUACUAUUCGGAGAACGGUCAGGAACCGGUCGGACAGAUCACCGUCACCGAGUACUCGAACGAUCCCAAGGACCUCGGCUCGGACGCGCCCUCUACCGGAAAGGAUUUCAUCACCAGCGUGACUACUACACAGAAAUUCGGCUACGACGACGCCCCCUCGUUGAAGAGUCUCGGCAAACAACAGAGCGGCAGGAAACCGUACGGUCGAGUGGAAAAUACCGAUGGUACAUUGACGAAGGAGAGGAGGAACUCCGUGAAGGCUAUAUCACAAAAGUUCAUCGAUUCAACGGUCGAAUCCCUGAAAAGUGAAAGGCAACCGGCAUAUCCCAAGGCCGGCUUGAUAUUGCGCACGUCCAGUUUCAAAGAUUCGAAAUUAGACGCCACAAAAAGCGACAAUUCCACCGAUGUCGUGACGAGUACCAAAACGAGUACCAGCAGCGGUUCGUUUCUGACCAAUAGAACGGCCGUUUCCGGCGUACAAGACGUCAUUUCCAGGAUGAAAACCGACGAACAUCGAUCAGGUGAUAGCAUCGAAGAUGCCGAAGCUAGGAAUUUGCUGAACAGAUUCUUGGGAUCGCAGGUGCUGUUGACCGGCAUGGAGAGCAUGAAUACCAACGUAAAAACCUCGCCGACCGGUGUUGUUACCAGGAAAACCGUGAAAAUCACCAAAUCCACUAAAGACGGCGAUAAAACGGAAACGAAGUCUUUCGUUUUCCAAGGUCCAAUUACCGAGGAGGAAUUGGAGAAUAUCUGGGAUCAGAAAACCUUAAGGCUUUUACUGGAACAAAGUACUGAUUACGAAGAACGCCGCAUCAUAAGGAACAGAUUAAGGAGAGUCAUGGCAGAACAGGAAGCCUGCGCCGAGCUGGUGCAACAGGCGAGCGGCGACCAGCCGACGACGGCGCGCGCCGACACCACAGAAGAAACAGUCGUCGUGGAAAAGAGCUCGGAAGAAUGUCCCACGACUGCGACCAAAACGCAAGUGACGCGAGUAACAACAACGCAACAGCAAGUGACUAAAAAACCUCUGUCACCUUUCGCGAAAUUCCGGCAACUGGACAAGCAAAACUCACUCAACACCCCACCAAGAACGUCCAAUUAGACAACUUUUCAACGAGCUGGGCGGACGGACUCGCUUUCUGCGCUUUGAUACACCAUUUCCUGCCGGACGCUUUCGACUACCAUGCAUUGACGCCCAAAGAUAGACGACACAACUUCGAACUCGCCUUCAAAGUCGCCAGUGAUAAGGCGGAUAUUUUCCCUCUGUUGGACGUCGACGACAUGGUGGAGGUGCGAAAGCCCGAUUGGAAAUGCGUCUUCACCUACGUGCAGUCGAUUUAUCGGCGAUUCAAGGACGAAGAAAUAUAA